Messenger RNA from Suillus plorans, 330 nucleotides. RefSeq lists its product as uncharacterized. The record is from RefSeq and is a predicted model, not a curated record. The annotation marks the transcript as partial. NCBI's taxonomy places the organism in Eukaryota, Fungi, Basidiomycota, Agaricomycetes, Boletales, Suillaceae. The transcript has a single exon.
GAGGCUGAGCAGGCCGAGCGCGAACGUCAGGAAGAGGCCAGCAAACAGAAGAAGAUCACGGAGGAGCAAGAGAAGCGAGAUCGGCGAGCAGAACAGGAACAUUCUCAAGCUAUAUUCACUGGUACAAUCAAGACGAAGAAGCUGGAGGACCUACAUGACAUAGCUGCAGCCUUGCAAAUGUCCGAGACCAGACUGAAAGCUGAGCUGUUGCAGCGGAUUCUGCAACACUUCGACGACGACCCUGAUCUGAAGAAAAAUCCACGCUAUGAGGGCUUAUUCAACCCUCCCCAUUCUCGCAGGCGCCGUCUCGAUAACAGUGCUCAUACUACU